AUGCCUGCAAAGGUGUUCAAAGAUCGUAGGGAAUCAAGGGAAGUAGACUAUCGGGCCUUAUAUCGGUUUAGUAAAGUUAAAAUAAGUAAGUUAAAAAAAAAGAAUGAGGGUUUUUUACCAUACGUGGGAGGAUUUCAAAUUGGCAUAGGAGAAGAUAUUGGUGUCCAUCAAUCUACGGUAUCCCAAACCGUUACCAACGUUAUAACACGCAUUGUGCAGAAGUCGAGUAUUUGGAUUAGAUUCUUCCCAACCUCAUGUCAAUUUAGAAGAGAUGCAAUGUCAAGAACCAUUCAUGGCUUUCGGGUCUAAGUAAGUAUCUAGCAUGAUCUAAAUUUAAUCUGGUUUUUAUGUUUUGAAUCUUCUUCCAAAUCUGCCAUUCAUUAUAUUUAACUCCUAAUUCGGCUUCUACCUUUUCUUUUAUUUCUUCAACCGCCUUACGUCGUUUAUUUUUGAUUUCCGGGAUGUUUAAUUAUAUUAACAAAUACUAUUUGAUUUUCAGAUGAAUGGUCUUCAGAAUAGGUUGACAUCAUGUAAAUGAACAAAUAAUAAUCGACCUAAACACCACCGACACAAACGUUUACCGGUAUACAGUAGUAACUGCUCGCAAUAGAGAAAUUGCCAAUUCGGCGAGACAACAAAAUACAAGUCGCAACUCGAAAACCAGAGUGCCUACUCAAGAAUUUCAUUAGAACUUGAGUAGCCUCUCC
Molecule: messenger RNA, 707 nt
Organism: Acanthoscelides obtectus
Lineage: Eukaryota; Metazoa; Arthropoda; Insecta; Coleoptera; Chrysomelidae
Source: the annotation of a GenBank genome assembly